ACUUAGUAGGGUGCCAACCCGGUUAUUGACGAGCAGCUUCGGCCCGGGCCGACCGAAACUCCUUCUUCCAUGACGCUAUCAGACAAGUUGUCAUCUCAGAUUCCGCUGCUAGCGCGAAUUCAUGCUGCACGUUUUCGCAAACUCUUCUUCAUCCUUCUUUGCGCAGUAACCUGAAGAAGCCAGUCUGUUCUCGCACACUAGAGAACUAACGACUGAGAGCCCGACGGACAUCGCCUGACUGCUGAUCGUCUGCUCUGCACCUCAGCCCACUUCCUACAAGAUGGGCGCUUUUGGACUGCUUGUCAGCGCCUUGUCGUGAGGGGCCUAGGAUAUGGAAACAGUGCGGCAAACAUGCCGAAUAGUGGCACAGCGUGAAGAAGGGAAUUGGAUAAAAAGAACUCGGAAUGUGACAUUUGCGCCCGACCCCCUCUCACCAUGGACUCUCUCAAGCUCCCGCUGUGCGGUCUCGCAGCCGUGCUGUCCCUGCUCUACUUGCGUCCCCGCCGCUCAGCCCCAGGGAACGGCUCCAUCCCGCUCAUCAUGGGGUCCGACUCCAACCCCUUUUCAUCGUAUCUCGGUGCGUGGCGCGCGUUCGCCGACAGCCUCGGCGUCGUGCAGCACGGAUACGAGCAGAACCGCACCGGCGUGUUCCGCGUGCCGGGUUUCUGGCGCUGGGAAUACGUCGCGAACGGGCUGCAGCGUGCACUCGAGAUUGCGGCCGCGCCCGAGGAUGUGUUAUCGUUCCAGGCCGCGGCUGAAGAAGGCCUGCAAUCUGACUGGACGAUGGGCAAAUCGCUCACUCGGAACCCGUACCACGUCAACACCAUCCGCGCUGGAUUGACACGCAACAUCGCCCGGUCGUUUCCCCAGGUUCGGGAGGAGAUGGUCCACGCGUUUGACUUUGCAUUGGGAUUAGAGGGCGAAGAAUGGAAACUGGUUGCGGCCAUGCCGAUGGUUAUGCAGAUCGUGGCGCGUACGAGUAACCGUGUCUUCGUCGGGCUCCCUCUGUGCCGGAACCCAGAAUAUCUGCAGCUCAAUAUCGACUACACCAUCGAUAUCGUCACCCGUGGGGGACUCAUCCGCCUAUUGCCUGACUUUCUGAAACCUCUGCUAGCUCCGUUGCUAUCAUCCAAGAACAGCUCGCUUCGUCACGCGCUCACCUUUAUGCGACCGAUCCUCCAGGAGCGCAUAGAUAUGGAUGCCAAACAUGGAAAGGAAUGGGCUGAUCGACCGAACGAUUUCAUCUCGUGGCUCAUAGACGACCUCCCGGCCACGGAAGAACCUACGGUCGAAGACCUUGCGCUUCGGAUCCUUGCUGUGAACAUGGCAGCGAUUCACACCUCGUCGACGACACUGACAGCAGCAUUAUACGACUUGGCCAAGUAUCCUGAAUAUUUGAAACCCCUGCGAGAAGAAGUGGAGCGCGUCACUGAAGCAGAAGGAUGGACCAAGGCCUCUCUCGGCAACAUGCACCAGAUCGAUAGCUUCUUGCGCGAGUCGCAACGAUUGCACGGCAGUGGUUCCCUCGCGCUAUUCCGUCAAGUCGUUGCGAAAGAUGGAUUCACUUUCUCGGAUGGGAUCACUAUUCCAUAUGGGUCCUUCCUUGGCGUACCUGCGUCGUCUGUCCAGCUCGACCCAGAGUUCUAUGAGAACCCAGACACGUUUGAUGCAUUUCGGUUUUCCCGGCUUCGGGAGACCAGCGGGACGUUCAAUCGGCUGAUGGUCACGACCAAUGCACGGGACCACCUCGUCUUCGGGCAUGGCCGACAUGCCUGUCCGGGGCGGUUCUUCGCUGCGGCAGAGCUUAAGGCGAUGCUGGCGCAUGUCGUGCUCAACUACGACGUCAAGGCAGAGGUACCCGGCGUCGGUCCUCCAGAUGCAUGGUUUGGGACCGCUCGAUUCGCCAAUCCGAAGGGCAAGAUUUGGGUGAGGAAGAGGGUGUGAGCUGCGAUCGAUUGCUGCGAGUCGAAUCUUGACUACUCUGUACUUGUAUCGUCCCAUGCCACUCAUCCAUCCAUCUAUCCAUGCAUCAUCCAUCUUCAGUCGCGGCGCUCGAACACCCGGAUCUCGAUUUCAGGCAGAACAGCCUUCCACCGCUCCCGCUCGUUGGACCCGACCGUGUCUUCCAUCCGCACCAGGAAGGGGUCGAUGUACGACGCGAAAGGAACGUUCAUGCAUUCGAUCGAGAUGGCGAGGGUCUUCAACUCCAUCGGAAGGGUGAGCGAGUUGACGUUGUCGGCGAGGCUGUGGAAGAGUGUGAGUGGCAGGUCAGGACGCCUGGCUCAUGAUACACCCCAUGCAUCGAAACAUGAAUUCGAAAGGUCUCCAGCAAAACGCAUCGCUCGAAAACGACUACCAGGACCUCCACGUUCACAGUGGAGAGAAUCGGUUCCACCAACGCCAAACUCGGGGAAGAAGGCAGAAUCUUGAUCAGUCCUAAGGCCUAAUCCCUUAUCCGUGUCCGGCCAACACGUCUUCAGAUGCAUCAUGUUUGGCUGAGCAACGAAGGAACGCACUGUGCGCAGUGCAUUGGUAAAGCUGUGUAGAGCGGGAAGAUCUGAGUAAGGCCCUUAUGCGAAGUCGCUGGCCAGCGCAUCCAUUCGCCACGAGUCAGGCCUCGAUUUGAUCUCCAUGGUGGCGGCCCCAGUGUAUCGGCGCAUCUCAGAGAUGGCAGUGGCCGCCGAGUUCGGCUGAACUACUUAUCUCCAGAAAGACAUGCCUGACUUGAUGAAGCGCGUGGUCGCGGUCGCUAUUCUGCGGGAUGCCGACCUAGGGUACGAUCGCGCCGUUUCGGUGAUUUGGUGAAAAGGGGACGAUGGACGUCUCCACCGUCAACUUGCACAGAUGAGCCAGGCCAGGACUUGGCAGAGCGCGCAGAACAGCGUCUGUCUCAGCCCCAUAUGUCGGGAAGGUUAAGGCGUUGAUCGUUUCGGGCGAAAGGAGGUGGAUAAGCGUCAGGUCAGCGGGAUCCGAGUCAUCCGAGCUGGCCGAUAGUAGCCUGACGGUUCUGGUCCGGAUUGUAUGCCUCAAGGCUUGCUCGUCGUCAAUCCGGCUACCUUGGUUACCAAUUCUACACAGAAUCACAAUAAGCAGCUCUAACUG
This is a messenger RNA of Mycena citricolor, 3102 nucleotides long. Lineage: Eukaryota; Fungi; Basidiomycota; Agaricomycetes; Agaricales; Mycenaceae. The record is from the annotation of a GenBank genome assembly.